AUGUUCAGCAAUGGCCAACUGACUAAUCAAGCCAAUUGUGCUAAUGGCGGAUAUAUUAUCAACGGGCAAUUUGUCACCAGCGCAACAUGUGGACUGCCAUGUGAUGCCUGCCCAGCUUUAACACGCACUGGACUUACGUGCCCAAGUGGUGCCACCUGUACAACGGUGUCUCUACGUAAUGGCCAAUGUAAGGAAGCAUUUUGUCCUGAUGGUGUAAUGACUGCUGAUGGAGUACAAGUGACUUUCUUGACAUGUAAUCGUGAAGGUCAAUGGGUUGACGGUGCAGGAGUCGUUUACACAGCUGCACAGUGCGAAAUAUCUUGUGCGAACUGCGCAGCUUUAACCAAUAAUGGCAUGCCAUGUCCAACAGGGCGAAUUUGCGAGCUUACUGCUGAAAGACAAGACGUAUGCAAAGAACGUUUCUGCCCUGAAGGUGCAAUGACAGGAAAUAUAGCUCGAACGGCAUUGACAUUGUUGACAUGCAAUGAAAUGAGUCAGUGGGUUGAUGCUCAAAAUGCUGUUUAUACUACUGCACAGUGCGAAAUUCCUUGCGAUCAGUGUACAGCAUUAGGAGUUGGAACAUGUCCUACAGGAUUUGUAUGUACUGCUGUCGUCACGGAAACAGGUAAGCACGGUUUUGCUUUCAUUUUUUUUUGGACAAAAGCCGUAGAAUUAGCAGAGCAGGAAAGCUUGAAAGCAGCGAUGCAUCAGCAACAGUCUAUGCAUUGUUCUGCUAGAUUGUCAAAUAAGUUUGCACCGUUUUUUUUCAAAUGAAU
Molecule: messenger RNA, 776 nt
Organism: Strongylus vulgaris
Lineage: Eukaryota; Metazoa; Nematoda; Chromadorea; Rhabditida; Strongylidae
Source: the annotation of a GenBank genome assembly